ACCUACCACAUGCGAGCACAUGCACUGAAGGAGGAGAGCGCCCAGAAGCUGAGGGAGGAGGCUGUGAAGGAGGAGAACGGGGAGGAGACUCCGACGCCGAUGCGGAAGAGGAGGCACGCCGCGGAGAAAGCUCGGCAGAUCGUGAAGAAGAUGGCUUCAGACAUUGCAGAGUCCGGCAGCAAGAGCCGUGAUAGCAAGAAGGAGACGGUUCUUCCCUACAAAGUACCAGACUUCCUUCCUGUUACUCCUGAGAUGCUCUCAACCUGGAAGCAGGAGCUGAAGAAGAAUGGCUUCAUACAUUGCGAGUUCCCA
This is a messenger RNA of Priapulus caudatus, 312 nucleotides long. RefSeq names its product zinc finger protein 512B-like. The record is from RefSeq and is a predicted model, not a curated record. Lineage: Eukaryota; Metazoa; Priapulida; Priapulimorpha; Priapulimorphida; Priapulidae.